This is a messenger RNA of Aspergillus pseudonomiae, 877 nucleotides long. RefSeq lists its product as uncharacterized. The transcript has a single exon. NCBI's taxonomy places the organism in Eukaryota, Fungi, Ascomycota, Eurotiomycetes, Eurotiales, Aspergillaceae. The coding region runs from base 252 to 746 and encodes 164 amino acids. The record is from RefSeq and is a predicted model, not a curated record.
GAAAAUGCCAUGGACGCAUUGAAGAACACCCAUCUGUUGGGCAGAAAACUGGUAUUGGAAUUUGCAAACGAGGAGGCCAUCGAUGCGGAGCAAGAGAUCCAGCAGAUCGAAAAGAAAGUAGGGGAGCAGUUGGACCGGAUCAAACUACAGAAGCUCACGGGUGCUGGACGGAAAAAAUUUACUGUAGGGGCCCAGGACGAGGAAAACUAAAGUCCUUUCUCCUUCUGCCCUUCUCCCUGUUGAUAGGGUUAAUGAAUAGUAAUGGUGCUGCUGCUAUCUUUUGUGUUUGUGAGAAUAUACCCCUUGCUUGGCGGAACACCUUUGGGCCUUUUCACACGUUCCUGCUGUCAGGACUGUGCCUGCAGACGCGUUCUGCAAAGUUCCGUCGCCUCGUGCAUCUUAAUGAAGCCUUAUCUUUUUUUAUCCCCAUGUAUCCUUGUUCGAUCCUAGCAUCUCGUCUACCCCUCGUCCUUUACUGUUACCUUUCGUAUGGCUGCUGCACCCUGGAUAUCAGGUUGAAAGCAGGGUGCGGUCGUUGUUUUCCAACCUACAUUCCGCUCGCUCUGCCUGUAACCCACCGCGCAUUCUUGGAUGAUCGCCUCGCACGAUGUUGUUGGAUACUGGGCAUUCCAAAGAGAGGUCUUUGCCACAAACUCGCCCAUCAUUGCUCAUCGGUACCUGGCUUGGUGGCUCCAGUCAAUGAUCAUGUCGUGCAGGUCCAAAAUCCCCGGGCAGCGGCUCGCUGAAUCGUGCACCCUGGAUGUCCCCUUGCAUGGGUAGCCGGUGUCCACAGUGCAUCACCCUUCCUCCUGAUUUGCUGCAACAAGGCGGCACCUGCUCGUCCCUCCCUCAUCGCUCUGAUCGACGCGUGAAGCUC